AUGCGGUUCCCUGUCGUCUGUUACUUGGUCAGCACUGUGGUCUUCGCUGUCUGCCAGGCAGCCACCCUUCCUCGCGGCAACCGGACAGUCGCCAACCAGCAUCUACAGACUUGGUGGCACCCAACUGGCGAGAUCAACCCCAGCACACCCGUGCUCGAUGGCAACGUCCGGCAGUCCCACGUCUACACCAUCCAAGUCGCUGCAGACAAGACAUACUACGACUCGUUUGUAUACGAGUCUAUCCCACGCAGCGGGUAUGGCCAGCGCCUCAGCCCGACCAACGAUACCCUUGGUGGAAACACCGACGGAGUCAGCAUCGAGGGUGUCGCCGGCAUCAACAUGGCAUGGACCCAGUUUCUGUAUGCCACCGACGUGACCGUCAAGAUUACCCGUGGUGACGGAUUCGCUCCGCCGGACCCAUCAAAGGUGGUCAUCCGGCCCACGACACUGACCUAUCGAAUGUCGACAGACGGCCAGUCCCUGUACAUCAAGGUGCCCUACUCGGACCGAGAACAAAAAUUCUCAGUCGAGUUCCAGGACGACCUCUGGAGCUACCGCGGCGGUGGCACGGACGGCCUGUUUGUCCAAGACGUGGACCCCAACGGUCCCAACUUUGUCCUCAGCUACAACUCUAGUAACCCUGUCCUGGGCAUAGAGCCGACCAAUGCCCUACUCAUCUUCGCUAGCCCGUUCCCUCCCUCGUCUGAGGUUCCAGACAAGUCGCGCCACAGUACGUAUGUUGUCCCCAAAGGUCAUGUUGCAAGCCUUCAGAACGUCACCCAGUCCACCGUCUAUUUCCCUCCCGGAGUGUAUUGGUUUGGAGGCGCCAACCACGGAAUCCUGUCACCCAGUGUCGACUGGGUGCACUUUGCGCCGGGCUCGUACGUCAAAGGCGCCAUCGAGUACAACACGACAGCGAGCCUUGUUAAGGCUACUGGCUACGGCGUGCUGUCAGGUGAACAAUACGUCUACCAGGCCAACGUCGCCGACGGCUACACCAAUAACAAGAGCGACGCCACCUCUCUUAGAAUGUGGUCUGGCAGCCUCACUGCCAAUCAGACUUGGAUCUGCCAUGGGCCCACCAUCAACGCGCCCCCGUUUAACACAAUGGACUUUCAUGGAGCACCUGUUUCUCACGUCUCCGACUACAAGCAAGUCGGGGCCUUCUUCUGGCAGACGGAUGGAAUGGAAGUGUACCCAGGCAGCACCUUCAGCGAUAUCUUCUACCACGUGGGGGACGACUGCGUCAAAACGUACUACUCGGAUGUCGACAUUCGUCGCCUCGUGGUGUGGAAAACGACCAACGACCCCAUUUUUCAGAUGGGUUGGGCCCCUCGCAACGUUACCAACGUCACGGCGUCUGACAUCAACAUCAUCCACGCUCGAUACCCAGGAGCCAACAUGGUGGUCCCGAGCGCCAUCAUUGGCGCUUCGCCCAACUACCUCGACAUUUCGGCCACACCAACAACGCCGACCUCUCUAGCCACAUCGCAAACUUUGAACUGA
Messenger RNA from Apiotrichum porosum, 1506 nucleotides. RefSeq lists its product as uncharacterized. Gene Ontology annotation, molecular function: hydrolase activity, hydrolyzing O-glycosyl compounds. The coding region runs from base 1 to 1506 and encodes 501 amino acids. NCBI's taxonomy places the organism in Eukaryota, Fungi, Basidiomycota, Tremellomycetes, Trichosporonales, Trichosporonaceae. The record is from RefSeq and is a predicted model, not a curated record. The transcript has a single exon.